AUGGUACACCGGGCUGACAUCGGACUGGUCAGUAUGGUUCGCCAAGGGGAUUCUGGCCCUUCAGUUGCUGCCCCCCAACUCAAGUGCAGGUAUAAUCUCAUCACAGAUGGAGUGACCAGCGUGCCUGAUGUGGCAGUGUGCGAGACUCUUUUGAACCAGCUCCGCAGUGGAACCAUUGCCUGUUCUUUUGUUAAGGUAGGCGGCACAUACUCCUACGACUGCAGCUUUGGUUAUGUCCCAAAUGUGGAACUUAUGAAGUUUAUAUCCUUGGCUAGCUUCGGCUCCUACCUAGCCAGCUGUCCGGAAGUAGACGUUGACAGCUUGGAGAUGAACUCCUAUCACAAGGCCCUCCUCAGCUACUCCUUCCUAAAGACAACGGAGUCCAUGUUCUCAGAGUACUUCUGUGUGAGCCAGCAUAAGUUGUUCAAUGAGCACCUGGUGUCCACCAGUGGGAACCCAGCCCUGGUGAUGCGCAGAAAGAAGCACACGGAGAAGGAGGUGCACGCCCACCUCAUUAGCGUGGUCUCUGUGAGACUCCGAGAGGGUUACACCAUCAGGGAGAUCAACCUAACCAAAGGUGGCAGUCAGCUGGAGGUGAAGCUGGUGUUGCUAUGGAAACACAACAUGAGCAUCGAGUACCUGGCGGCCGCUGCCUGGCCGCUGGAUCCUGACCUGCGCAACACUAGGGUUGAGGUGAUAAUGGAGGGGAGCUACGACAUCCUGCAUGACAUCAGCUGCACGCAGAAGAAGCCCAUCACUAGCCCCUACCGCACGUCCGUCAUCCGGCGCUUCUGGAACACUCUGCAGAGUAUAAACCAGACAGAUCAAAUGCUGGUGCACCUGCAGGCCUUCAACUCUCUCCCUGAGAAUUACAUGAUCCCAGAAAGCACCAAGAAUGGAGUCCCACUCUUCUACAUACCUCCGGGGUCAACAACACCGGUUCUGUCCUUGCAGCACAGUGGAUCCAAAGAUUCGUCCCGUUCACUUUUUUCCUCCUACUGGAAGCCCAUCCUUUCCAUGGAUGCCAACUUCUGGCAGAGGUGGCUGCACAUGCACCGCAUCAGUAUCAUCCUGGAGCAUGACAUGCCUCUACCGAAGCACGUUCAUACCCCUGGAAACAAUGGGCGCUUCAGUACCAUUCAGUGUCGCAUCUCCCACUCCGCUCUUACAUCCCUUCUCAAAGACUGGACCAGCUUUGUCUUGGUUGAGGGCUACUCCUACAUUAAGGUCAUUUACAGUUCGCCUGAACACCCACCUUCCUCUUUCUACCUGGUGCGUCUGAUCUCCAAGACCCCUUGCAUGGUGCUGCGCCUGGGCUUCCCUAUCGGCACUCUGGCCCACAUCAGGAACAAGAUUGUGGAUGAGCUCCGGGACCAGAUCCUUAAACUGCGCUUCCCUCAUCGUGUUCAAAACAUCAAGGAGGUUACUCCCAAGACUAAGAGGAAGCUACCUGGCCAGCCGUCGCCAUCCAAGUCCCCCUCUCUCCCUGUCCCCAAGCUGGCCUUGUCAGACAGACCCUGCGUGGUGGUGCUCAACAAGCCCCUGGAGAGACUGCUGAUAAGGUAUGACAAGCUACCGCUGGACUUCCAAGUGCCUUUCAUGUUCAACAUGGAGAACCCCGCUCACGUGCCUAACACCGGGACCCCGCUCAACGUGGCUGCCAGCCGCUCCGCCUCGUCCACGCUGGCCUCCCUUUCCCGCUACUUCUACCACCGGCGCUGGGUCUGGGCCAUGCAGAGGAACCAGGGCCCCGUUGUGUCCAUCCAGGCCAUGGGUCACAUCCUCUCCAUUCUGUCUGAAAUCAGGUUGUCAGAGGGGUUUCACUUUGCAGCCAGUGGAGAGGGCAUUGUCAACAUGGUUCUCGAGCUUCCAAUGAAGGGCACAUCUUUGGACUUGGACAAAGAGAGUCAUUCAUGCAUGGUUCAAUACAUCUUGUUCCCGCCCCACUCCAACGCUACCAAAGAUAGUUUCUCCACCGACGAUGACAAUGACACAGAGGUGGAGGCCAUCGACGCGGAUGUGGAGCUGAACCUGGUGACAGAGUGUUGGGUGGAGCCGCAGACUGGGACAGUGCUGAGCCACACUGACCAGCAUCACCAGUACCAUGGCCUCAAGUACCAAGAGAUCCCUCAAGCGAUCUUCCCAAAGGAUUUGUCCUGCAUGUCAACCAUGUUGACAUUUGAGUACCUGAGCCAAAUGUGUCAGAACAAGGACCAGAUGCAGCCCAUAGUAGCAGACCUCCACGAUGGGGAAGGAGAGUUCCUGGCAUCUGAAGACAGAAUUCUAACUGUUCCGUUUCAGUUUGACCUCAUCCAGCUGCUCCCCAAGUGUCAGCAGAUAGAAAUGUUCUUCCUCAUGUUUGGCAAAGUGGAGAAUGAGGAUGCAAACCAGGGCCUCUCAUUCCUGCCCAAUGACAUGCUGCUCAGCCUCUUCCACAGCAGUCUGGAGCAGGACCUCAGCGACCGAGAGAUACUGCUGGCUGACAGUGACCAUCUGUUGUUCAUUCAAAACAUCCUGGAGCGGGAGCGGGAGGGGCACGUUGCACCGUUUUCGUUGCCCAUUCUUAAAGAGGAGUACCUCGGGACUCCAGACCGGCAGGAUACGACCAUGUCCUUCCACACCAUCAGCAGCAGCCAGGAGGUGACGGGCUCCACAAGCACUUUACAGAGCUUCAGUAACGUAGACCUUGUGGAUGAGGAGCCGGUCCAACCGGGCCGGCGCUAUGCUGCCCCCCAGUGGAGGUGCUACGCCAAGUACAUAAGCUCCCAGCAGAUCUUUCUGACCUUCCUCCCCACAGCAUUAACAGAUGUUGUAAUGUUGAUGUCCUCGGAGGCGGGGGCAGAAGCGGAAGGCAAUGUGGACGUAACCCAGACCAAUGAUUCGCUCCAUGACUCGGUGGGCGGAGCCCAGGCCGAAGCCCUGUCUUUCUACUUGAGCAGAGGGGAGCAGUCUGACUGUUCCCGGGGGGCGUCCCCUGGUCUGGAGGGUGAGGGGCCUACCCCAGACUGCCUCACCCUGCACCAGGACAGCAGGGACAGGAGGCGCUCGGAGACUGAAACCCCAAGGCCCCAGUCAGGUCAGGAGAGCCGUGUUCCUCUUGUAUUCCCAGAAAAAGAGGGAGUGCAGUUUUGGGAGCCCCAGGUGAGUGACGUCAGUCCUCCAUCCCAGCAGAGGCCAGCCCACGGAGGCCACCUGCGCUGCCCCGUUUACGUCUACCACGUCUCUCUGGACCACCUGAAGGACCAACUGGUCCACCCCACCUCCAGCCGACAGAGCCGCGAUGUGUUCAUGAGGUCGCUGUCUCAGGAGCGCAGCAGCAUGUCUUCCUGGACAGAUUCUCUAACCCAGUCUCACAAGCACAAAGAGCUAGCCAACUAUUGCAGUCUUCUUCAGGAGCAUUACCACCAAAGCUAUGUCAAAGGUGUGUACCGAAGCCUGCAGCAGUCCUAUAACAUCUGCUCCCAGGACCUCCUGACAGCGAUGGACUAUUGUGAGGAAUCUCUCCAGGAGAUUGAUAUCACAUCCUUCCUGCAGACCCUCUGUGGCCACGUCCGGGACUUUCAGGAAAGUGCUGACAUUCAAAGUGAGGAAAUUCCGGGAAAUUCCACAAGAUCCCCGAUGUUGGUCAUCGGUGAGACAGAGGAAGAUGGGACUUCUUCCUUCUCACCCAGUGUUGAAGUGACAAAAGGAAAAGAACCAUGGGAGGAAUCGUCCACUGAGCAAGCAUCUCCAGCCAUCCUGGAGGAGAACAGGACUAACAAGAGCCAAGACCUCCUUCUGUCUCUGCUUAGGACGCAGCACACGUGUGAGGUGCAUCCGGAUCUCAACAAAAUAAUACAGGACAAGUUUACUGAAAUUGGAUCUCAGUAUUUCAAGAUGGUGCCCUUAAGCCCCCACUACUUCUUCUAUUGUCCCCCGUCAUCAAAGAAUGAGAAGGAUUCUGAUGGAGACGAGAGGAGACCCAGUGAGGAAUUGAUGUCUGAACACGAUCCAGUCACUGAGGAUGAGAACCUGUCGGGCUGCUGCAUCGUGACGGAGAGCGACACCGACCUGGAGGUGGAGUACCAGGAGGGCGGUGCCGCCAAGUCGGACGGGGGCGAGGGGGACGACAGGUCACUGUCAGAUUCGGACACCGUCAACCAGGAUGAGGACGAGGACGACUCCUUCAGCAUCCUGGACGCAGACUCCCUCCUGGAGCCCGAGGCCACGUCACAGGAGAUGCCGCCUCUGUUCGUGCACCUCACCUGCUCUGUCAACCUGAAGAGCUGCCAUGGGUCCAAGCCCAUACAGACCCUGCCCACCUGCCUAGCUGAAGUGUUAUCCUGCCUGGACAAUGCAGAGUCCCUUCAGAUUGUAGAUUUGAACGAGCUCUCGGUUACGUUGGACAUUUUUGUCCUGACGCUACCAUCCGAGAUUGAAGUCAUGGCAGACUUCCAUCACAACAGGUACACAUCGGAGAGCAGUGUGUCUCUGAACCGUUCCCCUGGACAGCCCUCCUCAUACCGCUCGGAUGAGGAGAUGAUGUGUGGGCUGGACGACCUCAGAGGAACCAACGUUAACGGGGUCACUGGAGAUUCUCUGUCCAAACUGCCAAUGCCACAAAAGCUGGCUUUGCUGGCUACAAUGGAAGAGAUCCGCUGGCUCCUGGAGGACGAGAUCGUGUCGGCGCUGAGGUGCUCGCAGGCCAUCAGCUCGACCGUCCUGCAGAAGGUGGCGGACCACGUGGUGCGGUCCAGCGGGCGGAUGUGCUGCCAGCACGAGAUUGUCCCCCUGCAGUUUGUCUUUGGCCCAGAGCAGUCCCUCGAGAAAUUCAGACAGGAGUUCCGCAGAAUAUCCUUCCAUGGGUAUGUUUUGAACGGUGAACAAGACAGCUUCCACUACAUGUCCCUGAGUCGAAGGGCCCUGGCUGGCAAGACCAAGGCAGACCACGCGUUGGACCUCCGCCGACAGCUGGACUUGUGUGCCAUCAGAGUGAACGCUGGAGACAAGUCCGGGUGUAGUCAGGCUUCUCUCGGGAAAGUCCCAGAGAAUGAAAAAUCGGUAGGAGCGACGGAGGCAGACAGUGAGGGCGAAGAGAUGAAGCCUUCUAACACCGAUUGCAGCCUGCCGUCUGGAUCCUCGACGGAUGGUGUCAAAGUGGUCAAGCAACAGUCUGAAGGCUUCCACUCACAGAAUUCCUCAACUAAGUCCCCCAUCAGCCUUAAUCUGCUGCCAGGACCCGUCAGCGCUGAGCAAGGCUCGGAGCCUUCCUCGCUCCCCAAAACCCCGUCCACUGUCAGCCUGACAGAGUCUUUGCAGUCAGCCACCCAUUGUAGUGGAAAACUAAGAACUAACCGUGUCCAAAGUGUGGUGUCCAGCCAAGGAAGUCUUGAUUCAGACAUGUUGGGGUACGAUGGCGACAGCAGUGACUCGGAAAGCGAAAGCCCCGCGUUGGACGAACAGGAGCCGAAGGUGUUACUCAUGCCCAACUUCUGGCUCAUCGUUAGGAUCCACCAGGACAGGGUGGAGGUGUACUCCCACUCUCGGAGCUUCACGGAAGACAAAGAUGAGCUGGAGAAACCGGCAGACCUUCCCGAGUACCUCAAGCUGCAUCAGAUGAUGGUGCGCAAGAUCAGUGAUAUGUGCAGAGUCGUCAAUCAGCGCAUGCUGUUGCAGGAUCUGCACGAUAGACACGUAUGCAACUCUCUACUGGUGGCGGAGAGCGAAGACGACAUUUGGAAGAACGACUCCCUCUACAGGCAUAGGCAUGCCAUCUCGGAUGAUUACACUACUGAGGAGAACUACCAACCCAGAGACUACCUGGCUGCCACCAUGGAGUUCAUCCCUGGAUACUUUGCCUGCGAAGUGGUGUGGAGCACCAUCAUCCUCAUCCACCCGCGCCUCAAGAUAGGGCCCAACAUGGGUGUGUCGCGAGCCAUUCAGGCCUUGCGCUCUGUGCUAAAUUCCUUCUGCGUGGGCAACAGGAAGAACAUGUUUGUCUACCAGGAGCGAACAACUAAAUCUGUCUUCUAUCUCAGGCUCUCUGAGACCUCUCAAGCGGGGAAGUACUGUGAAAUGGAGGGCAACCUCUCCGCCAGUCGUUCGCUAGGACUGUCAAGGAGUCAGGAGCCUUCGGAGGAGAUGAACUACCAGAGGUCUCCUAUGGAGAGCUCUCGGCCGAUUGGUCUGGUGGACAAACACAUCCUACUGCUGGUGCAUGGUGUCGGGGACGCAGGUCCAGAGAUAACCGAUGAGCUGGUCAAGUUGCUCCGCAAGCGUCUCGACGAGACCACUCUGGACAUCAUCACGGUCAUGCUGGUCAGGAACUGCAAGUUGACCCCCGCUGAUGUGGAGUUCAUCCAGCCAUUGGGCUCUCCUUCAAACGAAGUGAUGCAGUUCAGCCUCCCGCAGUACUGCUUGUCUAUCCUGCCGGCAGUAGCCCACUACAUCAGGCAGAAUCUCCUCAUCUUCCUGCAUGUCCCAAAGUACACAGACAGCAACACAGCACACCACUUCAAGCACUACUUCCAUGCGUGCAGUGGUUUGCCUGAUGGUGAUAUCUACCUCUACAAUAAGCCCGGUGGACAGGGGACCGGUGGCAAAGGGAUCGCUUGCAUCACGCUGUCGUUUGUGGAUGCUCAAGGGGGCGCUGUAGUGGUGCCAGCACAGGACUGCACUGCACUGCAGAAGCAGAACCCUUUCAACACCCCCCUCCACCCAGAUCAGUUUGAAGAGCUUACAGCUGUUUUUAAGAUGGAUUCUUCAAAUAGCCUCUCAGUGCCACAAAUGCAGGUCCGCUUUGAUGUCUGGGAGCAAGGCAACAUCAGCCCCUUGCAGCUCGGAGUCAAGCUCCAGGGAGCUCUCCGCCAUGCACUGUGUGACGUGGUCAUGGAGCUGAACCUGCUGCCCAACCCUCUUUGUUUGGGGGCCUUCUGUGCGGCGCCAAUAGUUCAUAAGGAAGAGAGUAAAGCAGUGUUCAGUCCCUCACCUGAAACAAAGGAGCUCAAGGAGACGCACCGCAUCAGCGCCCGUGUGUCCAAGAACAGCCCCUCCCCCAUCAUCCUACCCCAGGCCCAGGGGGGCACCCCCACCCCGGGGAGCAGCACGCCAGAGUCUACCACCCCCACUAGCAAGAGCGGUCGGCGCAGCUUCUGGGAGAUGCUGGGCAAGGCGGAGUCUUCGGAACUGGUGAGCCCAAAGACGACAGAUGACAUCGUGCCAGAGAAGGUGGAGGAGGGGAAGGUGGUGCGUCGUAGGCACAAGACGGAGAGUGUGAAGCAGCAGUGGAGCCAGGAGAGGGCUGGGGCGGUAGAACUGGAGCAGCUCCAGAGGAAACAAGUGUCCCAGUUAGAGGAGGGCGAUCUGGGCACCCUGCAUCCUGUUUACCAGUUUAUUUGCCAACCAUGGAUGACCUUCAUGGCUCAACUUGGCUGCACGUCAGUCCAGCAGUGUACAGCUGAAAUAGCGUCACACUUUCUGCUGCCUUCAGUGUUGAUGGAGAUUGUUAAUUUGGUCAGUUCACUGGCCAAUGAUACAACAGUGAAGGUGUUUGAGAAGCAAAGUCGUUCUCAAAGCACAGACGUCUUCGUCCCGUUGCCACUGGUGCAGCACUCCAGACCCGCUAGUUCGAACCCCAGGACCUUCAUUCUCGUCGGACGGAACUUCCAUCAGUGGCACUGCAGCACAGACCAAGAGCAAAGUUCAGAUGAGGAGCACAGCCCUUUGCUAAAUAGGUUCACACCUCAUAAAGGCCUCCAGCGCUUCGAGGCCUUGGAGCCAGCUGAUUGGCCUGGCCCGGGUACGGCCCAUGGAGGGGUAGCACCACGACAGAGGUUCCUCUUCAUCGCUGUGCAGGGCAAAAAGGUCACUCUCCACUGCUAUAACUGGCAUGUGGACCUUGGCUCCGAUUUGAACCGGAGGCUGGGUCAGCUUUUCAAGUGGCAGAACGCCAGGGCCCAUGUGGUGCACUGCCUACUCAACCAGAAGAUGGGCCUGUUCCAUCACUACUGCUUCUCAGACACUCCCAGCCAUGACGACUCCAAGCAGGAGCCCAACCCGUUCCUUAACCCUGCGGUGGAGCCUGACGCCCUGCUACGAAGCCCCGUGCCUCCAGUGACAAGCAAGGACCCGGGGCGGCUGGGCAGCUCCGGCCGCAGCCUGGCCCCCCUUCACUUCCCCUCAGAGCUGCUGCCGUUCGACGAGGCCCUGAGAGACAUGAGCACGGUGCGCCCGUUCGCCGUGGGUGAGCAGGACUGCCCAGAUGUCGUGACGAGGCAUGGGAACCAGCUUCUGGAGGUCAAGGCAGCCGAGCGCAGAGAAAUGGAGAAGCAGAUGAAGAUUGAGAACUUGUUUGUGACUUGGCAGCAGAGGUCUGCACAGUCCAACAUGCCUAUCUCAGCGGUAGACCUGGACAUUCUGAAGCAGUCCUCAAGGCUGGUCCACUACUGCGCCACCCCGCUCCUGUUUGAUCCCGCCUUCCGCAGGCAGAUCCAGGACGAGCAGUUCAACCGGCCCCCGGCUAAGAAGCGACACUGCUCCAGCGACUCAGCAGCCUCAGGACGCGACCGGAGCUACAGCACAGACUCAGCGGACACCAUACCCAGUCGGCUGAAGGAGGAGUCCUGGCUGCUGGAGCUCUCUAACACCUUCCUGCAGCAGUACAUCCAGUACCUGCAGAGCACAGGCUUCAUCCUGGUGCAGAUCCGGCCUCAGUCUCCUGCCCGCAACAGUGUUGCACGGGCCCGUGCUGCAAUGCUGAGCUCCAUGUUGCCUGAAGGGAGGAUGUCCUUCUCCUACGUCAAGCAGAAAAGCGAGGACAGCCCCAAGCAGAUCACAGCGAGUGGCACCACACCAUACCACCUCCAGAGGGCGCUGCCAGGGGGAAUCGUGCUCAUCGAGUUGACAUUCCAGGGCUGCUACUUUUGUGUGAAACAGUACGCCUUGGAGUGUACAAGGAUCCCCAUGGGCCAGACAGUCAACUCUCAGGGCACCUUCCUCACCAAACCCCGUUGCAAGCCGUUUCCAGAAGCCAUACCAGUGUCUGACUCCGCGCUCUCCAUGCUCUUCACCGAGGAGUGUGACAAGGUGCGGGACCUCAUGCACGUGCACUCCUUUAGCUACGACUACCACCUGCGUGUGGUCCACCAGCACCUGGUGGGCUGCCACAUGAUGCUCCGCCAGGGCUACCAGCUCACCCAUUUCCUGGAGGACUUCAUUUCCCAUCAUCCUGAUAUUCCCAAAUUUGGUCGCAAUCAUGUGUUUCAAGGGAGCUUCUCGGUCUCCACGGGGAUGAUCACGGCCCACCAGCUGUACAACUACAUCACGGACCACGCCAACACCUACAGCAUGAAGCCUGUCCGCAUGUCCAAGACCGCCUGCACCGCUGACGGCAAGAAGGGGGGGCCGAGCGCCGAGCAGCACGAAUAUGCCCUGGUGGCUCUGUGGAACAGGUUGUUACGGCGCUCUGGUUCAUAUAAGGACCCUGAAGGACUCCAACACUAUGAUGACUUUGACGUGUCUCUGCUCGUGUGCCACAAUGCCGCCCCCUUCGAGGAACAGCUGGAAGGAGACCGACACGUGCUCAAGCUCCGGUUCUACGUGAUCAUGACGAGCCAGAGGGAACUGUUCCCUCGUCUCACCGCCGACAUGCGGCGCUUCAAGAAGCUCCCCCCUCUGCUCCACCGCGACCCCGCUGACCCCUCCGCCAGCAGCAACAGCAGGUCAAUGGAGCCGGCCGAGCUCGGAGGAGGAGGAGGAGGAGGAGGAGGAGGAGGAGCGAAAGAUACGGACCCUUGGGAGGAGCACAGAGCCGCGACCGCCGCCUCCCCCGAGGCCAGCGAAUCCACGGCCCCGGUGGGGAUUCUAGCAUCCCUCAUCGGUGACGCCCGCGGCCUCCUGUACCCGUUCGCUCCGUUUCCCCUGCUCAACAGCGAGGUGCUGGCGGCGGAGCACCACAUCCAGGCCAGCGUGGAGCAGGCCAUGGGCCACUGCCGCCGGGACACCCUGUGGAGGAGGCUGUUCCACGGCGAGCAGCUGGACCUGGUCCUGGACAAGCUGAAGCUCACCAAGCUGUCCUUCUGCGAGCUGGAGGAGCUGCUGGAGAUGGUGGUCAGCCGCUCCAUUGGGGAAAUCGAUCCCCAGCUGGACUGCUUCCUCACCAUGAGUCCUGGCUGGUACCAGAGUCUCAUUAAAGUGCUGCUUUCCCGCUUCCCUCAGAGCUGCCGACAUUUUGAUGAAAAUGGCAUCCAGUAUCUGGCAGUACUAAAUCAGAAAUUUAUAGACUGCUUUGUCCUCGUUUUCCUUGACACACAAGCUGGAAAAACGAGUCUUAAAGUGGUGUUCCGCGAGCCGCUGCCUUCCCAACCGCAGGGAAGUACCAGCCCUCCACCGCAACUGGUGUCCAUGUACCACCACUUGGAAUCGGUCAUCAACACCGCCUGCUACACCCUCUGGACGGGUCUGCUGUAGACCCUUUGCUACAUCACAGGACUUCUCUGGGAUGUUUAGCAUGCAGGCUCAUGCUUUGCCUUCUACACAAAGUCAAAUGCAUUGGCACCUUUUGUGUGUGGAGACAGAUUUCUAACGAUAUUUUCCUCUUAAAAUAGAAUCUCCGUUCUUUGGAGGGUCUUGAAACACACUGAACAUGCAGGGGCGUUAAUUUGAAUAAUUGCUUGCCAAACAGUUGGGGGAAAACCUUUGUUUGUUAUGGGUUCAUUACCUAUUAUGCUGUAUAUGAGCCCUUUUAAAAUAGAACACAACUUGAGGCACAGGGAUUUAAUGCAGCACAAAUGCUGUUGAGUUAACAUGGUGAGAUGUUUUGACACCAAUACGGUUAAUAAUCCUGCAAAAAAGGGUCUACGAGGAAUUCAUUACCUACAGCAGUUUUGAUUUGCUUUAUUGCUUCACUCGCAUAAGCAGUCUUUAUUUAUAGUUAAUGUAAUAUAACCACUUUUUAUAAAUAAUUAAAAGCAUUGUAAAUACCUUAUUUUAAUAUACACUGAAAUACCACUACCAGUUUUUCUGGUGAAGGACAGACAGGUGAACUGAAUAGUGAACUUGUUGAGUGACAAAUGAUUCUGCUAAAUCACUUCCCGAACCAGACUCAGCUUACCUUAAAGUGCCUUUCUGGAUUUCUUGUUUUGUGUGUUUUGAUAGUAUUUGUUGCAUCUGCCCCCAAAUAUUAAACACACUCAUUUGGUCAAAUAAAUUUCAAAGGGCCUGUUAUUUGGUUUAAACAAAUUGACUGCUAUUUUCAAAGAGCUACACAAACAACCAUCACAAUUGUUCUUUCAUUAUUCGUUUUGGCUUUAAUUUCAUUUUUUUUGGUUUAUCCCAUUAUUUGGUUUACUUUGAAUAACCACCGUCAAGACUGAAGUAUGAUGAAGCCAGAUAGUCUUCAGGAACAGUUCAAACAUAAAAAUUAAGAUAUCAGUUCUAAAGUGGUUGCAUUUUUUAAGGAUGGAAAUUUGAAGGGGGCUUCGUUGCUUAUUACUAAUAGUUAUAUUGUUUGAAUAUCAAACAAAGGAGUGGUGGUGGUGGUGUGGUCAAAUAUGAAAUCUGAUGAAUUCAGAACGGUUACCCCCUAAGCAUUUUCCAUAUCACACCGUAACUGCAGUUAUUUUGAAUGUAUUGAUGGAUUUGUAUGAAUAAAACUCAAUAAAAUAGAUUGUCCUCUA
Molecule: messenger RNA, 11654 nt
Organism: Gadus morhua (Atlantic cod)
Lineage: Eukaryota; Metazoa; Chordata; Actinopteri; Gadiformes; Gadidae
Product: KICSTOR complex protein SZT2-like
Cellular component (GO): peroxisome
Source: RefSeq, a predicted model, not a curated record